GGAGAAUAUCAUCAUGUCUCUCGAUCAGAAACGUCUCAGUGUCGACAAUGCAAACAAGCGGGAUCAACUAUCGCGAGAAGAGUGGAUGGAGCUUAAGCCGACGAUCUGGCGGCUCUUUAUCCAAGAGGAUAGAAAGUUGCAGCAUGUGGUUGAUUUGCUUCGGAAGCAGGGCUUCGCUCUCACUAAGAGACAAGUCAAUCGAAAAUUGAAACAAUGGAACUUCAGAAAGAACACAAGCGCGGAGGAGAGAACGGCCUUUCUCCAAAACAUAUCUGCACCUCCAGAUGAAUCGCUCCGUACAAUAACCGGUAUCAAAGUUACAGCUGCCAAGAUUGAGCGCUGGAAGAGGAGAGCUACGAAGCAGACAGAUCUAAGACAUAGUAGCAGCCACUCGAAUCAAGCAUCAGGCACAUUCAACAAUGACUCCACCCUGCCAGCCGAGAUGUCUCACUCUCAGCCCCCAGAACCGCCUACCUUUGGGGAAGACACUCUAGUAGCAGAUGUCUUGCUCCGAAGCCUUGAAAACAAUACCAAUCCGUACCCAUUCUCCUCCGAUUCAGUAGAUCCGGGCCCUGCCUUAUUAUCCAGUCUCUUUUCAGUCCUGUCUAUUGAACCUCCGGCUGACGUGCAUUCCUACGCCAUGCAUUUCCCGACACCCGAGGCUGCAGAUUAUGCCCUACCUCACUAUAUAUCAUCGGACCAAUAUAACGACCUGUCUAGCAGUCCCAACAACGAAACAGGCCAGGAAAUAGUGUUGCGUCAACCUGACCGCCAAAUGUUGAACAUUGCUGCUUUGCAAUCUGCUUCAGCGACACCUUUCAACAAAAUCUGUUGGUAUUCAUCAUUUGAGCCGAGCAGAUUGGCUUCACAACACACUCAAAAACUCCCACGCUUGACGCAGGUAGCCGUCGCCAAUUACGAUAUUCUUGAGCUCAAAGAAAGAUUGUCGAAGCUCCAAGGACUGUUCACCGAGACGCAUCCCGCUAUGCUCGCAAUUUUGCGGGGUAUUGCAUCUGCGUUCGUGGGGUUGAGUAAUUGGAAACUUGCAGAAUACUGGUUGAGACGAGUCAUUACAAUCAGCCAAAGGACAAAAGAGGACUAUUCUUCCAACAGCCUCUUUGAUUACCAACAGCUAAUAAGAGUGAUUCUUUUCCGAGGAAGACACAAUGAAGCAAAAGAGUUGUACGAGCAGUUGCAUCAUGAUACCAGGCGAAACGCUUCUCUAAUUGCAGGUGAUUCUCUAGCAUAUGAAUCUCUGAUCACGCAGACCAGAAUAGCACAGGCAAUGGGUUCUGACGAGGAGGUGGCGGACUAUUCUCAUCAACUGGUACAGUUGAAUUUAACCACUGUUGGUCCUUAUGAUAGGGACUCGCUGCAAGCCAUGAACUGGGCCGCUGAGAGUUUAAUAGCUCGGGGUAAUUUUGAUGAAUCUAUAAGAAUUCUCUGCCUGAUGCUGCAGCUUCAAGAACGAUGCAAGCAGGCAUCUAACUUAGGAAUAUGUAUCGGAUUCAGAAACCUCGCAUUAGCACUACUGGGGCAAAAACACUACAAAGAAAGUGUGGCAAUUGCACGACGGUCGGUGGAACUGGCCGAGGAGCUUAUAGGAAGUGAACACUGCACCACGCGGCACAAUGAGUUGGUAUUGGCUAGAUGUCUUCGUGGACUUGGGUUGAGCUCAGAAAGUGAAGUUGUGUACAGAGACAUUUUGGCGAAAGCAAGCAUGUUUGGCCAAGACGAGGAAUUGUUCGCCAUUUUCGCAAUGACUGAGCUUGGGGAUGUUAUUAUGGAGUCCAAUAUUUACGAGGAGGCAAAUUUUUGGCUUGAAAAAGCGUUGCAAGAGAUUGGGAAGAAGGCGGCGGGACAUCAAGACUUGUUAAGGUGGAUCACAGCUCAGAUUGCAGAGUGCUACCAGAAGCAUGGGCAAUACCGCGCAGCAGCGACCCUCUAUGAACAUAACAUAGCCAAAAUUCACGGAACAGAGGGAUGGAACUACGACAGAUGCAUCUACUACUGUCCUCGUCUAGGAGCAUGCUACAAAAAGUUGGAGCAAUACUCCGAUGCCAUGGCACUUUACAAGCGGGCAAUGCAGGAAAUUCGGGACAUGAAAGGGCCUUGCCACUCAGCAAUUGGGCAAAUUCAAAACUGGAUUGAGUUGAUAUACGAUCAAACAUCUGAAGCAGAGAGCGAACCGGUUAGCGAUGAAGAUGGCGCUCAAUGA
Molecule: messenger RNA, 2218 nt
Organism: Hyaloscypha bicolor E
Lineage: Eukaryota; Fungi; Ascomycota; Leotiomycetes; Helotiales; Hyaloscyphaceae
Product: TPR-like protein
Exons: 3
Coding region: 14-2218 (734 amino acids)
Molecular function (GO): protein binding
Source: RefSeq, a predicted model, not a curated record